Guyanagaster necrorhizus is the source of this 600-nucleotide messenger RNA. RefSeq names its product Endoribonuclease L-PSP. Gene Ontology annotation, molecular function: deaminase activity. Lineage: Eukaryota; Fungi; Basidiomycota; Agaricomycetes; Agaricales; Physalacriaceae. Bases 7 to 390 code for a protein of 127 amino acids. Gene Ontology annotation, cellular component: mitochondrion; cytosol. The record is from RefSeq and is a predicted model, not a curated record. The transcript has 4 exons.
ACUAUCAUGUCCAUCGAAAGAAUCAACUCGUCUGAGAACUCCUCGUUCACUCGCAUUCUCUCUCAUGCGACCAAGGUCUCCGGCCUGGGGUUGAUCUUCCUUAGUGGUACAACUCCCGUUGAUAAGACCGGAACACUCGUUCCUGGAGGAAUACAAGAGCAUACGGCUCAGUGUCUGACCAACCUAGGAAACGUCUUGGCAGCGUCAGGCUCCUCGUGGGAGAAGGUCAUUAAGGUUAACGUAUAUUUGAAAGACAUGGACAACUUCGCAGCCAUGAACGAGAUCUACGAGAAGAUGCUGCCUAAUCCAAAGCCUUCCAGGACUUGUAUCCAGGCCGCCAAGCUUCCAAACGAUGUUGACAUCGAGAUCGAAGCCAUUGCAGCUGUAUAAUAUGGAGUACUAUGAUGCGGAAUACGUAGCGAAUGCAAGGAUUAAAUCCAUGAAGCUAGUGCCAAUGACCAUCUUUGCUGGAGCAGAAUUAAGAGUCGUAGUGUAGGCGGUUAAAAGUUCGCAAAGAUAUGUGGACCAGUUGCAAGCGGCGGCACAUUUGCCUAUCAGGCAUAGUAGGAACGGAGUGUCCGUUGUCCGACGCUUCCCGGA